AUGGGUUCCCAAAUAUGUACUAGAUUCAUUCACGAAUCAGAAAAUUUAAUGGGUGUGUGCAAUAAAUUUUCAAGUCUAGGUUGUGAUGAUUUGACUGAAUCUCUUUUAGAGGCAAAACUGCAAACACUAGAAGAGGAUUGGCAGUCGCUACGCCGUGCUUAUGAAGGCGUAUAUAUGGCUGAUGACGGAAUCUUCAGCCCAGAUUAUAAAGCGAAUGCUAAAUCCACUUAUGAAGAAUGUUGGGAUAGGUAUCAAGAGACCAAACCUGAGCUGAUAGAUUUUAUAAAAAUGUCCAAAGCUUCCGCUGAAAAUAAUCAAAGAGACAAUGGUCCUUCUCAUUCCUCAGCAUUUGAUCCAUCUAGUUACCAUCCACUGAACAUGACUUAUGAAGCGCCAGAUAUGGGUGUCAACGUUCCACCAUGCGAUGCACCUGACUUUCAUGGCUCCUAUGAAGAGUGGCCUUCAUUUAGAGACAUGUUCAGUACUGUUUACAUCAGUAAAAUAAGAAUGCCAGACGUACAAAAGUUAUUGUACUUAAGAAGAAAGGCAAAAGGUGAAGCAAGUUCUAUUGUAAAUAAAUAUCCAUUGACCGAUGAAAGUUUUUCGUUAGCAUGGGGUGCUUUACGAGCAUGCUACGAAAACAAAAGGGUUCUUGUAGAUAUACAAUUGAAGGCUCUAUUCAAUAUUCCACCUGCCAAAACUGAAUCCGCUGAAGCGAUUAAUAAAAUACAAACAACAAUAACUGAUUGUCUGGCAAUGUUGUCAUCUCAUGGCGUACAGGUAGAAAACUGGGAUCCAAUUCUCGUUUACCUUUGUUCGACAAAACUACCAAGUGAGACCCUCGCUCUUUUGGAACAAUCUCAAACGACGAAUUCGAUAUUGCCAUCAUGGUCUCAAAUGGAGCAAUUUCUAAUAAAAAGGCACAGAGUAGUAGAAAGAGUAGUAGGAAUACUUAAUGAAGGAAAUCAAAUGAAUUAUAAUUCUAAUAAUUCCAAUAGGCAGACAAAUAACAAAGCCCUUCGGGUGCCUCAUUGUAAGUUAUGCGACAAAAAUCAUUACUUAAGAUUUUGUCAAAAAUUUUCAAACUUCUCUCAGCAGCAACGAAACGAUUUUGUCGCACAAAAUCAAAUGUGCAUUAACUGUUUAUCCCCAGUUCAUAAUGUUUCUGAGUGUACAAGUGUAAACAGAUGUGAUCAAUGUGGUAAUAAACAUCACAGCAUGUUACAUUUGAAUAAAAAUGAUAAUCAAAGUUCUCAAAAAAAGAUUACUAAGAAAAAUGCGUCGGUCGCUUUCCAUGCGGAUCCAAUAGAUAUAGAGAAUGAAGACGCUGAAGAAAGUACUGAGCUCUCAGGAAAUCCAUGUUGUUACAAAUCAACUACACAAGCAACUAACACUCAGACCCAUUUAACCGUUAAUCAGGAUGAUAUCUUACUUCCCACAGCGCUUGUUCAAAUUUUACACUGUGGUGAGCCAUUUACAGUCAGAGCACUGAUAGGUUCUGGUUCAAAAAGAUCAUUCCUGACUAGUAGAAUUUCAAAAAGGCUAAACCUGAUUACGGAAAAUGCAAAUUUCGAAAUCUGCGGAUUGGGUGGUACAGUAGUAGCUAAUGCUAAUAAAGUAAGUUCUAUUACUUUAUACAAUCAAAGGCAUGAAUUCAAGUUAACAACAAAAGUCAUACUUGUUUCCAAUUUGAAAAAUUUCAUGCCUAGCUGUUCAAUAGAAAUUUCUGAUCUCUCCGACAUCAGAGACUUAUGCUUAGCUGAUCCCAAUUUCUUAGUAUCUGCUCAAAUAGACAUGUUGCUAGGAAGUGACAUAAUUCCUCACAUCAUACUUGAUGGACUAAAGAAAAACGUUUUGGGUAAUUUAAUUGCUCAGAAUUCUAUUUAUGGCUGGUACAUUUACGAAAUUGCACACAAUUUCACUUACGGCCAUAGACAACUUACAAAGCGAAAAUGA
This is a messenger RNA of Lucilia sericata (common green bottle fly), 1956 nucleotides long. RefSeq lists its product as uncharacterized. The transcript has a single exon. The coding region runs from base 1 to 1956 and encodes 651 amino acids. The record is from RefSeq and is a predicted model, not a curated record. NCBI's taxonomy places the organism in Eukaryota, Metazoa, Arthropoda, Insecta, Diptera, Calliphoridae.